GGCUCCCUCCCGGUCCCCACCUCGGCCCCGGGCUCCGAAGCGGCUCGGGGGCGCCCUUUCGGUCAACAUCGUAGUCCACCCCCUCCCCAUCCCCAGCCCCCGGGGAUUCAGGCUCGCCAGCGCCCAGCCAGGGAGCCGGCCGGGAAGCGCGAUGGGGGCCCCAGCCGCCUCGCUCCUGCUCCUGCUCCUGCUGUUCGCCUGCUGCUGGGCGCCCGGCGGGGCCAACCUCUCCCAGGACGGCUACUGGCAGGAGCAGGAUUUGGAGCUGGGAACUCUGGCUCCACUCGACGAGGCCAUCAGCUCCACAGUCUGGAGCAGCCCUGACAUGCUGGCCAGUCAAGGGCCUCUGCUCUGCUGGGAGCACCCAUUGGCUAUUUCUUGGAAAUGGAAUUCCAGUAACCAAGAAAGGAAUAAGCAGACAGGCAGGGGUAAGGUGGUGGCAGGAAGGCCAAACGUAGAACAACAGAUAUGUCUGUGUGUUUUCAGAGACAGCCAGCCCUGGACAUCUGAUGAAACAGUGGUGGCUGGUGGCACCGUGGUGCUCAAGUGCCAAGUGAAAGAUCACGAGGACUCAUCCCUGCAAUGGUCUAACCCUGCUCAGCAGACUCUCUACUUUGGGGAGAAGAGAGCCCUUCGAGAUAAUCGAAUUCAGCUGGUUACCUCUACGCCCCACGAGCUCAGCAUCAGCAUCAGCAAUGUGGCCCUGGCAGACGAGGGCGAGUACACCUGCUCAAUCUUCACUAUGCCUGUGCGAACUGCCAAGUCCCUCGUCACUGUGCUAGGAAUUCCACAGAAGCCCAUCAUCACUGGUUAUAAAUCUUCAUUACGGGAAAAAGACACAGCCACCCUAAACUGUCAGUCUUCUGGGAGCAAGCCUGCAGCCCGGCUCACCUGGAGAAAGGGUGACCAAGAACUCCACGGAGAACCAACCCGCAUACAGGAAGAUCCCAAUGGUAAAACCUUCACUGUCAGCAGCUCGGUGACAUUCCAGGUUACCCGGGAGGAUGAUGGGGCGAGCAUCGUGUGCUCUGUGAACCAUGAAUCUCUAAAGGGAGCUGACAGAUCCACCUCUCAACGCAUUGAAGUUUUAUACACACCAACUGCGAUGAUUAGGCCAGACCCUCCCCAUCCUCGUGAGGGCCAGAAGCUGUUGCUACACUGUGAGGGUCGCGGCAAUCCAGUCCCCCAGCAGUACCUAUGGGAGAAGGAGGGCAGUGUGCCACCCCUGAAGAUGACCCAGGAGAGUGCCCUGAUCUUCCCUUUCCUCAACAAGAGUGACAGUGGCACCUACGGCUGCACAGCCACCAGCAACAUGGGCAGCUACAAGGCCUACUACACCCUCAAUGUUAAUGACCCCAGUCCGGUGCCCUCCUCCUCCAGCACCUACCACGCCAUCAUCGGUGGGAUCGUGGCUUUCAUUGUCUUCCUGCUGCUCAUCAUGCUCAUCUUCCUUGGCCACUACUUGAUCCGGCACAAAGGAACCUACCUGACACAUGAGGCAAAAGGCUCCGACGAUGCUCCAGACGCGGACACGGCCAUCAUCAAUGCAGAAGGCGGGCAGUCAGGAGGGGACGACAAGAAGGAAUAUUUCAUCUAGAGGCGCCUGCCCACUUCCUGCGCCCCCCAGGGGCCCUGUGGGGACUGCUGGGGCCGUCACCAACCCGGACUUGUACAGAGCAACCGCAGGGCCGCCCCUCCCGCUUGCUCCCCAGCCCACCCACCCCCCUGUACAGAAUGUCUGCUUUGGGUGCGGUUUUGUACUCGGUUUGGAAUGGGGAGGGAGGAGGGCGGGGGGAGGGGAGGGUUGCCCUCAGCCCUUUCCGUGGCUUCUCUGCAUUUGGGUUAUUAUUAUUUUUGUAACAAUCCCAAAUCAAAUCUGUCUCCAGGCUGGAGAGGCAGGAGCCCUGGGGUGAGAAAAGCAAAAAACAAACAAAAAACAAAACCCUGGAGUGUUAGGAGGAGAGUGAAGGUAGAGGGGUGAGGAAGGGUAAGGGGCAGGGCUGGUUUCAGCUGGGGGCUCUCACCAGCCCUCCUUUCAGCCUCUACAACAGAGCAGCUUCCCAGACUUCUCCAGGAACCCAGAAACGGGAUGGUUGUCGGCAAAGGUUGGGAGUGGCUUUUCCUCUGGUAGCCACACACCUGAGCACUACGGACAGGGAGGCAGGUGCCACCUUGACACCUCUCUUCCAUAGCAAUGGGAAAGUGAUGAGUGCGGGAGUCCUGAGGAGAUGUGGCCUGCAGACAACAUGCAGCCAUGCAGGGACCCAGGACUGUAACCUGGGGAGGACGCGGGUCCCUGCAAGGAAGAGUAGAUUUGGAGAGGAAGGAUGGAGGUGGACUCUCACCCCAUUCCCCCCGGAAAUGAACAAAGCCGGGCCCUUUCCAUAGGAACUGCCCUUGGAGAUAGCAGAGUGUGGCUGCCCCUCCUUGCUCCAGCAGCAGUGGGAGAGGCACUGCUCUGGGGCCUGAACUGCCUCUGCUUCCCCCCCUGAGGGGCCCCUCACUCUUACCCAAGACUCUGGAUUGUUGCACGGCAACCACUCCUCCCAUGGCAUUGCUCAGCAACUACUUCUCCCUUCCCGGCCACCCUGUGCCCCCUUCCUGGUCCCAACGCCAGCCCUUCAUCCUUCCUCCCUCAGCAGCCAGGCAGACAUAACAACAAAACUACUAAAAGGAGCUUCACUGCAGUGAGCUGUUUCCUGCCCAAACUAAGGGAAUAAUGUGAACUGUGUGCAUGUGUGUGGUGUGUAUGCAUGUGUGCAUGUGUGUGUGUGUGUGUGCAUGUGUGUGAGUGAGUGAGAGGCAGAGCGAGGAACUGAGGAGGAGGGCUAAGAGCCAGGGGUCCUGGGCAAGUGGACAGGGCUGUGGGACAUGUUGGGGAGGCUUUGGGAAUGGGGUAUUCCUAGUCAGGGUUCACACCUCACCUGGGAUGUUGUUCCAUGCUGGUAUUUCCUCUGCCACCCCCAAUGCCCAUCGGUCUUGGAGAAAGGAGUCCCCGGGUGUGUGUUUGCCCAGCUGUCCAUUCUAUCUCUCCCUUAAACACAGAGCAUUCAGCCCUUCCCUGGAUUUCCCUCCUCUGAGCCAUGGAGUCAGUGCCACAGCCUUUGCUAUGCACCUCUCAGGCCUCUCCUUGGCGUUGACCCUGGAAAGACCUACCACCACCUAUUUUUUCCCAUAGUCUGUACCCAGUGAGUUGAAGGCUGGGUCCCCACCCUUCCUUUUGAUUUCCUGUCUUCCUUCUCGUGGCCCCAGCUGGUUGCUGUGGAGAUGAGGUUCCUGGUCCUCCCUGUCCUGGCUGGACUGCCCCGCCUCAGAUCCAGGAUGCCCUUGGCAUCGCUCCCACCCUCCCCCAGCUUUUCCUCCCUGGUCUGACAAUGGGCAUGCAAAAAGGGGCAGCUGCAAUCUAGCAGGCCUGCCCACCCCCUUCAGUUCAGGUAAUACAGUUGUGAAUCUUCCAGCCGCUGGUUAGGGCCUUGGGCACCACAGGCAGCCCCUCACCUAAGCCGGGGCCUACUCCUCUUACAACAGCAAGAGAGCCCUGGGGCCCCAGGCCUGUUGAGCUUCUUGUCUCCCAGCACCCGCUUUUGGGAAAAUGACUUUUCCUCUUCAAGCUGAACCACUCUGUCCAUAUUACACAGAAGCCAUAUUUGUACGGGGGGGUGGGAGGGAGAGGGGCUGUUGUGCUGUGUGUGUCUGUCCAGGGGUGGGGGGGUGGGGGAAGGGAGCAGGGAGGGGACCGUGUAUCUUUAUAAUCUUUCUAACUCUCCUGUGCUAAUCUCAGAGGGGUCACCCUCAAUAUAUCUGGAUUAUCCGUGUCAUUCAGCUGCCUCCUUUCUGGUCCUCUUGCUGCUGCUGGGAUGUGUGUAUGUGAGGGUCUUCUUCCCAUACCCCUUGCACCUGGUGCCUGGUGCCUCAAAAGGUGGUGUGUCCCUUGCCAGGCCACUCUCAAGAAUAUCUAUGUACAGCAACAAUAUAACUCUACAAGGGA
Molecule: messenger RNA, 3988 nt
Organism: Homo sapiens (human)
Lineage: Eukaryota; Metazoa; Chordata; Mammalia; Primates; Hominidae
Gene: CADM3
Product: cell adhesion molecule 3
Exons: 12
Coding region: 152-1597 (481 amino acids)
Biological process (GO): heterophilic cell-cell adhesion; homophilic cell-cell adhesion
Cellular component (GO): presynaptic membrane; cell-cell junction; anchoring junction
Molecular function (GO): protein homodimerization activity
Source: RefSeq, a predicted model, not a curated record